CGGGGCCAACAUGGCGGCCUCCCAGAGAGGUUAAGAACUCGCGGCUAGGACAACCGUGGCUGUGAUGAGGGCGGCAGAGUGGCAACUUCUACGCCGUAGAUGGGAGAUGGUGGAGGGUGACCAGGCACCAGCUCCCAGUCUUCACAGAGUGCCCUACACUGGAGCUUGCGUCCUCGCAGCUGGAGAACGAAGAGAGAAGGUGCUGGCUGGGUGAAGCUGCGGCUCUCUGCCUCGCUGGGCUUGAGGCACAAAGUCCAAGGCGACCCUAGUCACCCCGGUUUGUCCCGGUUCCCAGGUCUAGAGACAUGACUCGACAGCGCGCUCCCCCGGCCCCGGGGACCGGAGCUCCGCUGAGCGGGUCGGUGCUGGCAGAGGCGGCAGUGGUGUUUGCAGUGGUACUGAGCAUUCACGCAGCCGUAUUGGACCGAUACUCGUGGUGCGCCGUGGCUCUCGCAGUGCAGGCUUUCUACGUCCAGUACAAAUGGGACCGGCUGCUACAACAGGGAAGCGCUGUCUUCCAAUUCCGAAUGUCUGCAAACAGUGGCCUCCUGCCUGCUUCGAUGGUCAUGCCUUUGAUCGGACUUGUCAUGAAAGAGCGCUGCCAGGCCGCUGGGAACCCAUACUUCGAGCGCUUUGGAAUUGUGGUGGCAGCCACUGGCAUGGCAGUGGCCCUCUUCUCAUCAGUGUUAGCACUGGGCAUCACUCGCCCAGUGCCCACCAACACUUGUGUCAUCUCGGGCUUGGCUGGAUGUGUUAUCACUUAUAUCAUGAAGCACUCAUUGAGUGUGGGUGAGGUCAUCGAGGUCCUGGAGGUCCUGUUGAUCUUCGUCUACCUCAACAUGAUCCUGCUGUACCUGCUUCCCCGAUGCUUCACCCCUGGGGAGGCACUGCUGGUGUUGGGUGGCAUCAGUUUCAUGCUCAACCAGCUUAUCAAGCGCUCUCUUACCGUGGUGGAAAGCCAGGGGGACCCAGUGGACUUUCUCCUGCUGGUGGUAGUGAUAGGGAUGGUACUGAUGGGCAUCUUCUUCAGCAUCCUCUUUGUCUUCAUGGACUCAGGCACCUGGGCCUCCUCCAUCUUCUUCCACCUUAUGACCUGUGUGCUGGGCCUUGGCGUGGUCCUGCCCUGGCUGCACUGGCUCAUCCGCAGGAAUCCCCUGCUCUGGCUUCUUCAAUUCCUCUUCCAGACGGAAACCCGCAUCUACCUCCUAGCCUACUGGUCUUUGCUGGCCACCUUUGCCUGCCUGGUGGUACUGUACCAGAAUGCCAAGCGGUCAUCUUCUGAAUCCAAGAAGCACCAGGCCUCCACCAUUACCCGGAAGUAUUUCCACCUCAUUGUGGUAGCCACCUACAUCCCAGGUAUCAUCUUUGACCGACCACUGCUCUACGUGGCAGCCACUUUAUGUCUGGCAGUCUUCAUCUUCCUAGAAUAUGUGCGCUAUUUCCGUAUUAAGCCCCUAGGCCACACUCUGCGGAGCCUCCUCUCCCUCUUCCUGGAUGAACGAGACAGUGGACCGCUCAUCCUGACACACAUCUACCUGCUGCUGGGCAUGUCUCUUCCCAUUUGGCUAGUCCCCAGACCCUGCACACAGAAGGGUAGCUUGGGAGGAGCAAGGGCCUUAGUCCCCUAUGCUGGCGUCCUGGCUGUGGGUGUGGGUGACACUAUGGCCUCCAUCUUUGGCAGCACCAUGGGGGAAAUCCGCUGGCCUGGAACCAAAAAGACUUUUGAGGGGACCAUGACAUCUAUAUUUGCCCAGAUCAUUUCUGUAGCUCUGAUCUUAAUCUUUGACAGCGAAGUGGAUCUAAACCAAAGUUAUGCUUGGAUUUUGGGGUCCAUCAGCACAGUGUCCCUCCUAGAAGCAUACACUACACAGAUAGACAAUCUCCUUUUGCCUCUCUACCUCUUGAUAUUGCUGAUGGCCUAGCUGCUGUGCAGCAGCGAUGGAGGAAACAGGGACAUGGGAAGGAUGAAUUGUCCCAACAGCAGCCAGCAACUUGGGCAUGAGGAGCCAAGGGGUGAGAAGCAGAUUUGAUUUUUCAGUUGAUUCAGAUUCAAAAUAAAAAUUAAAGCUCUCCU
Molecule: messenger RNA, 2074 nt
Organism: Molossus molossus (Pallas's mastiff bat)
Lineage: Eukaryota; Metazoa; Chordata; Mammalia; Chiroptera; Molossidae
Gene: DOLK
Product: dolichol kinase
Exons: 1
Coding region: 306-1922 (538 amino acids)
Biological process (GO): dolichyl monophosphate biosynthetic process
Cellular component (GO): endoplasmic reticulum membrane
Molecular function (GO): dolichol kinase activity
Source: RefSeq, a predicted model, not a curated record